Molecule: messenger RNA, 792 nt
Organism: Microthlaspi erraticum
Lineage: Eukaryota; Viridiplantae; Streptophyta; Magnoliopsida; Brassicales; Brassicaceae
Source: the annotation of a GenBank genome assembly
AUGAGUGUGGACACGAAGAAGAAGCAACAUUUCGUGCUAGUCCAUGGUCCCUGCCACGGCGCCUGGUAUUGGUACAAGGUUAAGCCGUUGCUUGAGGCUGCGGGCCAUCGUGUGACAGCCAUAGACCUAGCUGCUUCCGGUAUAAACACGAACCCCAGCUCGAUCACCGAGGUCUUCUCAUGUGAUCAAUACACUGAGCCAUUGUUGAAGCUCCUGAGCUCACUACAAAGCGAUGAAAAGGUUGUGCUCGUUGCUCAGAGCACUGGAGGUGUGAGCUUAGCCAUAGCGAUGGAUAAGUUUCCCGAAAAAAUCUCUGUCGCUGUCUUCGCCACUGCUUUCAUGCCCGAUACCAAAAACUCGCCAGCGUUUGUCGUGGAUAAGUUUUUUCAAUCGGCGCCACCAGAAGCAUGGAUGGGCACCGAGUUCGUACCUUACGGCGAAGACGGUGUAUCGAUGUCCUUUAGUCCUGAGUUCGUGAAGAAUGCUGUGUACACAUCAUCUUCUAAAGAGGAUAUUGAGCUUGUAUUGCUUCUAAAGAGACCCGGAUCGUUGUUUAUCAACGAAUUAUUGAAGCGGGAAAAGUUUACGGAGAAAGGGUAUGGAUCUGUUCCUCGAGCUUUCAUUGUGAGCAAAGAUGACAAAGCCUUAACAGAGGAAUAUCAACGGUGGAUGAUCGAUAAUUAUCCACCGGAUUUCGUGACGGAGAUGGAAGGGACAGAUCAUAUUCCAAUGAUUAGCAAUCCUCAACUGCUAACUAAGCGUCUCUUGGAAAUCGGGAAAAAAUUCGCUUAA